This is a messenger RNA of Lolium perenne, 1883 nucleotides long. The record is from RefSeq and is a predicted model, not a curated record. Lineage: Eukaryota; Viridiplantae; Streptophyta; Magnoliopsida; Poales; Poaceae.
UACGGUGUCAUUUGUGACAAAGUGCCUCUAUUAUGUGACAAUGAAAGUGCUAUCAAGAUUGCCUAUAAUCCGGUGCAACAUUCAAGAACGAAGCAUAUUGAGAUCCGGAAUCAUUUCAUUAGGGAUCAUGUUGCCCGGGGUGAUAUUGAGCUUAUCUAUGUUCCUACCAAGGAUCAACUUGCCGAUAUAUUCACAAAGCCUCUUGAUGAAGCAAGGUUCACUUAUUUGAGGAAUGAGCUAAAUAUCAUUGAUUCAAGGAGUAUAGCUUGACCAUCUUGCAAACACACCUUCGUCUCAAAACUUUAUUUGGUUUAGAUGUGGGCAUGGAAAUAGGGGGAGUGCGGUUUAAAUUAUUGAGCUAUUCCUCCCCCCAUAAUGCCAACAUUAAAGAUUUCAUUCUCGUUAUAUCAUAUUUUGAUAUGUGAGCUUAAAUGAUGAGUAUUGGUUUGGACCCAAGAUAUAUCUUCGCGGUGCCAUACCAUAACACUCAUAUAUGGUGGCCUAGGCCACCACACUCUUCUUUGUGAAGAGUUGGAGUUGUUUGGUUUUUCAUUGGAUUUUAUUGACAUCUCCAUGUUCUUAUGGGAAAUCACUCUAGUUUGGCCUUAUUUGCUCAUAUCUUGCAAACUUGAGUGACCAUGUACCAUUAACAGUUUGUAUCUUCUAAAACCUAAGCCUACUCUCCCCUAUAAGCCAUUUCCAUCUUGCUCAUUUGUCAUGUUUGGUAAAAAACUUGGAGUUUGAGGUUUUUCGGUCGGAUGAUCUAGGGUGCUCCAUCUUAUUGGUAAAUUUGUACCUUAUAUGUGACGUGAUACUUUAUUACAUCAUAUAUGGGACUUGCAAAUAACCAACGAAAGAUGGGCUGGAUUUCCGGUGAUUCUGGAAUUUUCCAGAACCCCGGAUAAUCCGGCCCCAGGCCACCCCGGAAUAUCCGGCCCGGCCGGAUUAUCCGCCCUAAGCUAGGGCCGGAUUAUCCGGCCUGGGCAGAUCUUGAAAGGGUUGAGUCGAGGGCGCAGGGGGCAAAACGGUUCAGACCUUCCCCCCCACGCGCCUCUCUCCUCUUUCUCCUCUCAAGGCCGCCGGAUCUCCUCCUCCUCGCCGGAGACGCUCCAUCCGCCCCCUCUCGGAGUUCUUGGGUGGAUCGGGUGCACCUCCUCCCUAGCUACCUUCUCCACCAAGCGGUUUCCACAAUGGAUGUGGGUGGUGCUUCUCGGGGUGGUCGGAGACGCCAGAGGCAUGAUCGAUCUAGUGACGAGUUUGCACCCAAUGCUCCUCGCAAGUCGGUCACUUCAAGAAGGAAGAACAAGGAAGUGAGGGAGAACUACAAGGCCAUGGAUCCAGUGUCUUAUUCCGCUCUCCGCUUGAAGAACUGGUAUGAAGAUUUGCCAAGAGAUGAAGAGAUAGAGGGCAGGAGAUAUUGGUGCAUGGAGCAAAUGUACAUCUACAAGGACAUCUAUGAGCCAAUGAAGAAUCUGAGACCCAUGCAAGCCAUUGAUGUGGACAUUCUAGCUGAAAACGAUCACUUUGAAGAUGCUAUCUGGGUUGUUGGAAGAAUGGGCUUGAAAGAUAUCAUGAAGAUUCAAUGUGACUAUAGCCCAGAGUUGGUGAAGCAAUUCUUUGCCACUUUGGCAAUCAAGACUGAUGAGGAACGCACUAUGGAAUGGAUGUCUGGCUCCACACACUGCAGUGCCACUCUGCACCGCUUUGCCGAUAUUCUUGGAGUCUCUAUUGAUGAGGGUCGUCGUCUUCAUGGACCACAACAGGCAGAUAAGAAUGCUCUUGCAAAUCUCUAUACCUCAGAGGGAAGGAUUGGUUUUACAAAGGGGCUGCUUCUCAUAUACAUGGUAUUGCUCCUGGUCGUCAUCCCGAUGUCCCGGCUAUGA